Molecule: messenger RNA, 1410 nt
Organism: Serpula lacrymans var. lacrymans S7.9
Lineage: Eukaryota; Fungi; Basidiomycota; Agaricomycetes; Boletales; Serpulaceae
Exons: 4
Coding region: 1-1410 (469 amino acids)
Source: RefSeq, a predicted model, not a curated record
AUGACUUCGACAAUAGCCUUCCCUCACAAACCGUCGCCCGCUUCGUCCAUUGGCCCUGCGUCGGGCAGAAAUUUUGCAUCGCUCAACGAUAUCUCUGUUGACCGACCCACACCCGCCCAUUCCAUUGACAUGUCUGUCGUUUCACGGCAUGCUACUGCACUCGAGGUAUGCGACUUUGUGUAUGGAAAUUCACACGAGCCAAGUUUUCUCGACGCUGCAGAGCUUUUCUAUGAGGCAAAUGCAAUUGAUCUAUGCUCACCAUUCUCGCACGUUUUAGUGUACGAAAAUCCAUUUAUAACUGCCACUUCCCGGUCCAUCAUAUCCGACAUAUACGCCCUUUCUCGUCAGUUCUCCACCGUAGACGUUCCUCGGCCCCUUGCCAUGCUCUACACCCUUCUUCGACUUCGUCUACCUAAUAUGGACAACGUCUCUGGCGAUGGAGUUUGGUUCCAUGCUAUCAAAGUGUGGAAUGAGGUCGGCGAAGUUAGCGAGAGCGAAAGUUUCGACGGUCAACGUAAGUCGAUUGUUGAGCAUACUCUCAACAUACUAUUUCUCCCAGGAAUCCACAAUGGUUCUUGUCAAGCACAGAACCCCAAUCAUAUCUUAGGUCCCGCUACAUCUUCCACAUGUUCGUCUCCCACCCUCUCGGCGUCAUCUGCUCCACACUCUCCCUUAACCCCUCGCUCACUUGUCGCGCACCCCUCCUCAUCUUAUUCGUCCCUUUCCCUGUCCUCUACAUCCACUUCCUUCCCUUCACUCCCAAUACCAUAUACAGCACUCUCCAUCCCCUCUCCAUUUCAUCUCCGUCUUCCCAUCCACACCCGGCUCUCGUUCAACGAAUCGGGACUUAUCACAUACCACCGAGAUAUCUGGGACGUUAAAGACGUCAUCGGACUUGUCCCCGGAGUUUCUCUAGUCCAGUGGGUGACUGCGAGGCUUGUCGCACGGGGUGUGGCGCGGAUCGGCAGGUUGCUUUUAGGAGGGAGAGUAGGAGGUGAGAGAACAAGGAAGGGCGAACAAAGGGAGUGGAUACUAGGAGGAGAUAAGGCAGCGCUUGAGGAGAAUCACAGGGAUUUACUUACAGGCCCUGGGAUCACUAAGCGACGAUCAGAAGGUAGUAUGGGACGGGGGGACGAAGAACAACAGAAAAAGCUUGGAAUACUGCUCCCAUCUGAGACUUACAGAGUGCACGCACAACGUGCACAUGAAAUGGAACAGCACAUGCGAGAGCGAGAGAAGCGAGCGUGCGAGCAGGAGAACCAGACGAGUCGGGAAUCGCACGGAAGAGAAACUCAUCACCCCUUCGGUGAAGACCAGCAGGGCGAAGGACCCAGUACGAAGCCUAAGCGUGAAAGCAAAGCACAAAAAGCGACUGUAUCAACUGAGAGAAUGGGUACUGAGGAGGUGUGA